This is a messenger RNA of Arabidopsis arenosa, 962 nucleotides long. NCBI's taxonomy places the organism in Eukaryota, Viridiplantae, Streptophyta, Magnoliopsida, Brassicales, Brassicaceae. The record is from the annotation of a GenBank genome assembly.
AAUAUAAUGGUUUUGUGUUAAAACGUCGUUGUGUCACGAAUUCGAUCUAAUGCAUUCGUUGAAAAAGAAAAUAAUGUAUCAUGUGUUCCAAAAGAAAAGCUUAAAAAGCUCUCAAAAAUGGCGGAACCACCACCGUCUUACCAUCAUUUCGUGACUCCUGCAAAACCUCGAUCAUCGAGCAAACGUCACUCUUUCUCCUCUUCUUCACAUCCGACUAGCCACCGUCUCUUCCCGUGUCAGUACUGUCCACGAAAGUUCUACACAUCUCAAGCUCUCGGCGGUCACCAAAACGCUCACAAACGCGAACGCGCCGCUGCUCGUCGUAACCUCGGCGUCCUUGCUAACUCUCCACCCAUCCUAGACGACAACACGUUUCUUCGUCCUUACCCUUGUUUUUACCAAAACCCAUUUCAAGGAUCUACUUCUGGAAGCGAACCGGUUCAUCAGGAACAGACGACGAUGAUGACGAUGGGUGGGUACGAUCCGUUUAAUCCGUUUCCGUAUGUGUACCCGUUUGGAUUAUCCGGUAACAACGACGGAAACGGCGUCAUGGAAGAAGACGAGCCUCUCGAUCUCGACCUUUCUCUCCGUUUAUAAGUUAUCUCUGCUUUUUUUUUUUCUCUGUUUUGUUUUUUGUUCAGAUGACUCUAGCUUUUAAGUACAAAUUUGGAGCUAUGUAGUAGAGUUCAUGUCCUGCUUUUGAUCUCCUGGAAAGAGAGACUAGCUGCUACCUUUUUGGAUAUUACUUGUGACGACGAUGAUCGUUUCGGUUUUAAGUUUCUGAUGAUACUUUUAUCUUUGUUGGAUGAUGCAUUUUUGAUGGAUUAACGAUCGUCACCGUUGAUUUCGCUUUGUUUUAGGCUAAUUAGAAAUGCGACAAGUGAUGAGUGAUAAUCGCAAUCUUUUUGUGUUUCUUCAUCGCCGUCUUACUCUUACCUAAUUAAUACACAAUUAACCUUGAU